CCGCAGAUGAUUGGCUCAGAAGCCUUCACUUUCUGCAACUCGGACCGAUUUGAGUUUCGUCGCUCUAAGCUUCGCCGUGAAUCAACGACCGGAGCUUCGUCGCUCCCAACCUCGCUAAGAACAGCGAAGUUGAAAAUUCAUGUAAGAAAGGGGGGAAAAGGAGAAGUUGAAAGAGUAGUAAACCGCUUUCCAUGGAGAAUGCACUUCUUCCCUGCAAAGCCGCGCCAAAAAACCCUGAAAUCCCGCAUAGACCACCGCAAAAGCUGAGAACUCCCCCCAGCAAAACAGUGCCCUGUGUCACAGAUUCCCAGUUGCACCAUCUCUGCAUAAACGGACGCCUCAGGGAAGCCAUAACUGCUCUGGACACCAUAGCCCAAUGCGGCUCCAAGGUAAAGCCAGGAACUCUUUCGCGCUUAAUCGACGCUUGCGUUGAUUCACACUCAAUACAUUUGGGCCGUAAACUGCACAGCUGCAUGGAAUACGUACUUGAAUCUGCAAUCCCGUUUAUAGAAACAAAAUUGAUCGGCAUGUACGCUAAAUGCGGCUCCAUAACAGAUGCAUAUAAGGUGUUCGACGGAAUGCGUAGCAGAGACCUGUUCACAUGGUCCGCGAUGAUCGGUGCGUGUUUUAGAGAAAGCAGGUGGAUUGAAGUUGUAGAGCUUUUUUAUUCAAUGAUGCGGGAUGGUGUUGUCCCCGACAGUUUUCUGUUUCCCAAGAUUUUAAAAGCCUGUGGGAAGUGUGGGGAUGUUGAGACUGGGAGGUUGAUACACUCUAUAGUGCUUCGGCUAGGAAUGGAUAUGGAAAUUCGUGUGAGUAAUUCGAUUCUUGCAGUUUAUGCCAAACAUGGGUGGUUAGAUUCGGCGAAGAGACUUUUUGAUUACAUGGAGGUUAGAGAUAUAGUUUCUUGGAAUUCCAUAAUGUUGGGGUAUUGUGAGAGAGGUGAGAUUGGGGAGGUGCAGAGGUUAUUUGGAUUAAUGCAGAAAGAAGGGUUUGAACCUACGGUGAUUACUUGGAACAUUUUGAUGUCUAGCUAUAAUCAGUUGGGGAUGUGUGAUGCUGCGAUGGAGAUGAUGAGAGAGAUGGAGAGUUACGGGACGAUUCCAGAUGUCUUCAGUUGGUCCUGUAUGAUAUCCGGGUUGGCUCAAAACAAUAGGAGCAACGAGGCAUCGGAAUUGUUCCAAGAGAUGGUUCUUAGUGGGAUUGAACCCAAUGAGGUAUCACUUGUGAUUGCUAUAUCAGCAUGUGCUUCUCUUAAAAGUAUAAAGAAGGGGAAAGAGCUGCACUCAAUUGCUGUGAAGCUGGGAUUCGAUGAAAAUGUUGUAGUGGGCAAUUCCCUUAUUAAUAUGUACUCUAAGUGUGGUGAACUUGAGGUUGCUCGAAAGGUCUUUGAUAUGAUUACAGAGAAGGAUGUGUGGAGCUGGAAUUCGAUGAUUGGAGGAUACUGCCAAGCUGGAUACUCUGGCAAAGCCUAUGAUCUCUUUGUGAGAAUGCAGGACUCUGGUGUACCACCAAAUGUUAUCACGUGGAAUGUGAUGAUUAAUGGAUACAUGCAAAGUGGAGAUGAGGAUCAGGCCUUGGAUCUUUUCUUGGCAAUGGAAAAGGAUGGGAGUAUUCAACGGGACAUUGCAUCAUGGAAUGGUCUUAUUACUGGUUAUGUGCAAAAUGGGAAGAUAGACAAAGCAUUGGGUAUAUUUCGGAAAAUGCUUCUCUCUCGUGUUAAACCCAAUCCAAUUACCGUGCUGAGUCUUCUACCAGCAUGUGCAAACAUAAUUGCAGCCAAAAAGGUGAAAGAGAUCCAUUGUUUUGCAUUGCGGAACUUUUUCACUUCUCACUUGUCCAUUUCUAAUGCUCUAAUAGACGCUUACUCAAAGUGUGCGAGCAUAAACUUUGCAAAAGCAAUAUUUAAUGGGAUGCAAGCCAAAGACAUCAUCUCCUGGAAUACUAUGAUUGCUGGUUAUGUUUUGCAUGGAUGUUCAAAAGAUGCUAUUGAGCUUUUUGACCAAAUGAGACAAAAAGGAUUUAAACCAGAUAGGAUUACUUUUGCAAGUUUGCUUUCAUCUUAUGGUCUUGCGAAAAUGGUUGAUGAGGGGAAGCAUAUCUUCUCUAACAUGAUAGGAGAGUAUGAAAUUAAUCCUGGCUUACACCAUUCGGUGGCUAUGAUAAAUUUAUUUGGUCGUUCAGGUAUGCUUGAAGAAGCAAUGGAGUUCAUUGAAAGUAUGGCCAUAAAGCCUGAUGUUUCUAUUUGGGAUGCCUUACUUACUGCUUCUCGAAUUCAUGGUAAUGUAAGAUUAGCAAUCCAUGCUGUGGAACAUCUGCUAGAACUGGAUCCCGGAAAUGUUGUGAUUCAUCAUUUGGGUUUACAGUUGUAUGCAUUAUGUGGUGUUUCUGAGGAUGCACUAAACCGGAAGUGGCAUGUGAAGGGAAGUUUGGCUGAAGCAUCACUUGGUUGGAGCUGCACUAUAGACAAAGACACAGUUCAUACUUUUGUUACGUGUCACAAAAGUCAACUAGAAACUGAGAUUCUACAAUGUUUAACAAAAAAUAAUGCAUGGAAAACCACACGGUCAUAUCCUUGUAAAGGAGUUUGCAUCAUGGAGGAAGAGAAAGAAGAUACAGGUUGGGUUCAUAGUGAAAAACUUGCACUUGCCUAUAACCUUAUUAACUCUCCUCAAUCAUCUGACGCUAUUAGAAUUGUCAAGAACCUGAGAAUUUGUGGUGAUUGCCAUAGCAUGGCAAAGUUUAUCUCCAAGACACAUGGGCGUGAAAUAUACUUAGAUGACUCAAAGUGCUUGCACCAUAUUAAGGAUGGGUAUUGUUCCUGUAGAGAUUAUUGGUAUAUUAGGAAGUCCUCUAUUUGGUCUAACAAUUUGUCUGCUUACAUAUCCCUCUCAUCUGCUUCUCCAAAUAUUGUCUUUCAGGGGGUUCAGAAAAUGAAUUUUGGGGAUUAUGGCAAACAGAUCACCUCAGUUGGGCCAUGGGGAGGUCAAGGUGGAUCUCACUGGCAUGAUGGAGCGUAUUCCACCAUACGCCAAUUGGAGAUAGCUCAUGGAGCAGGCAUUGACUCCAUCACAAUAGAAUACGAUAAAAAUGGAUCCUCAGUUUGGUCAGACAAGCAUGGUGGUAAUGGAGGUGCUCAAAUUGAUCAGGUUAGACUUGAUUAUCCAGAUGAGUUUCUGACCUCUCUUCAUGGAUAUUAUGGUAGCCUGCAAGAAUGGGGGCUUGCCAUCGUGCGAUCACUUACAUUUGAGAGCAAUAAAAGAGUAUAUGGACCUUUUGGCGUGAAAGAGGGGACCUAUUUUUCUGUGCCCAUCACUUCUGGAGGAAAAAUCGUUGGUUUCCAUGGGAAAAGUGGCUGGUUUCUUGAUUCCAUUGGAGCUUUUGUAGAGCCAAUUCAAAAGCCUUUGUCAGCAAAAGCCAUUGUCCAUUCUCAACAGUCCUUAAUUCAGGGAAGUGAGAAAUACGAGUACUCAAUGAUUCAGGGGAAUCUCGGUAACAACCAUGAAUUCAUUUUUGCUGUGAGGCAGAAGGAAGAUUACAACUCCACUGAGUCCUAUUCUAUGUCGAGGCAAAGUUCUAAAUCCUCAAAUUUCAGUUACGCAGAACCAGAGAACAAGGUUCCCGUUGCUCUCCUUGGACCAGUUGAAAGGGUCCCUUCAAAGACAUUUAAAAGUGUCGUUACAUAUGGACCCUGGGGUGGUAGUAGUGGCAGUGUUUUCGACGAUGGAGUCUAUGAUGGUGUUCGGCAAAUUCAGGUAUCACGUAAUGUGGGGAUCGUGUCAAUCCGAGUUUGCUAUGAGCAAAAUGGACUACCUAUCUGGGGUAGCAAAAAUGGUGGCACUGGAUCUUUUAAAACUGACAGGAUCAUUUUUGAUUAUCCAUCAGAGAUCUUAACUCAUAUAACUGGUUAUUUUGGACCUUUAAUGUACAUGGGGCCUAAUGUUAUAAGAUCUCUCAUGUUCCAUACUACAAAGGGAGUAUACGGUCCCUUUGGAGAACAAGUAGGAGAAAAGUUCACUACAAGGUUGAAACAAGGAAUGAUCGUUGGCUUUCACGGGAGGAAGGGAUUAUUUCUCGAUGCAAUUGGUGUACAUGUGCUUGAAGGGAAAGUAUUCACACCACCACCCACUUCCCCAGCAUCCACCGCCAUUAUUAACCUCAAUGAAGUAUCAACUCCCGAGGCUGAAACUCCUAAGUGGUCUUUUAAACUAGGAAACCGAGGAUUUGCCCAAGAGGUGGCACAACGGGUUGUGAAAGACCCCGCCCCAUACGGACCAGGUCCAUGGGGUGGGGAUAGUGGGAAACCAUGGGAUGAUGGAGUGUUCACUGGGAUUAAACAGGCUAUCUUGACAAGAUCCGAAGAGGCAGUCUGCUGUAUUGAAAUCGAGUAUGAUCGAUAUGGGCAAUCUGUUUGGUCAGUGAAGCAUGGUGGCGGUAAUGGUGGAGAAAUAAUUAACGCGGUGAAACUGGAGUAUCCUAAUGAAGUGCUAACUUGCAUAAGUGGGUACUAUGGACCUAUCAGCCAUGGCAUGAAUGUGAUCAAAUCUUUAACAUUCCACACAACCAGAAGGAAGAUUGGGCCCUUUGGUAAGGAAAUGGGAACAUAUUUUACAUCAAACACGACAGAAGGAAAGGUUGUCGGCUUCCAUGGGAGGAGUGGAAUUUACCUGGAUGCCAUUGGAGUCCAUAUGCAACACUGGCUGGGAAAUCACAGAACUUCCAAGGGGUUCUCUCUUAAGAAACUCUUGCAUUAAUUAUUUUUUAUUUCUUCAAAUUCAUAAAAUUAUAAAUAAGUGCAUUGUUGACUGAUAAUUUGAUAUAUACUGAGAACCCUUGGGAAAUAAAAUUGAGAUUUUUAUACA
Molecule: messenger RNA, 4859 nt
Organism: Ipomoea nil (Japanese morning glory)
Lineage: Eukaryota; Viridiplantae; Streptophyta; Magnoliopsida; Solanales; Convolvulaceae
Product: pentatricopeptide repeat-containing protein At1g19720
Exons: 9
Coding region: 192-4751 (1519 amino acids)
Biological process (GO): RNA modification
Molecular function (GO): zinc ion binding; carbohydrate binding; RNA binding
Source: RefSeq, a predicted model, not a curated record